Molecule: messenger RNA, 1797 nt
Organism: Erigeron canadensis
Lineage: Eukaryota; Viridiplantae; Streptophyta; Magnoliopsida; Asterales; Asteraceae
Product: R-linalool synthase QH1, chloroplastic-like
Exons: 7
Coding region: 1-1797 (598 amino acids)
Biological process (GO): diterpenoid biosynthetic process
Molecular function (GO): terpene synthase activity; magnesium ion binding
Source: RefSeq, a predicted model, not a curated record
AUGGCUUCAAUGUACUUGUUUGCUGGUUCAGUGAUCCAUAAUUAUAAAAGUUCAAGUUAUUCUUGUGUGGCCGCCAUAACCAGAGGUUGUGACGGUUGCAAGCCAUUAUGUACAUCAUCAAAAUCCACAUCAAUGGUCGUCGUCAAUGUGUCCGAUCAACCACUCGUUAGACGAUCAGCAAACUAUCAUCCCUCUUUAUGGUCCUUUGAUCAUAUUCAAUCACUCACCAGUAAAUACACUGGAGAAGACUACGCCACAAGAGCAAAUAUUUUGAAGGAUCAAGUGAAAUUGAUGAUAAGAAAAACUAGAAAGGUUGGGAAUCCAUUAGUUAAGACCCUAGAGUUGGUUGAUGACUUGCAAAGACUCGGAAUAUCAUAUCAUAUUGAAGAAGAUAUAAGAAAUGUCUUGGAGAUGAUUUACCACGAUUACUACAAACGCCAUGAAAUUUGGAACGAAAUGGAUCUGAACCUUAAAUCCCUUGGAUUUCGACUACUUAGACAACAUGGUUAUCAAGUUCCUCAAGAGAUAUUUCACAACUUUAUGGAUGAGAUACAAAAACUUAAACCACAAUCAUAUGAAGAUAUGGUGAGCCUGUUGAACUUGUACGAGGCUUCAUAUCAUUCCUUCGAGGAUGAAAGCAUCUUGGAUGAUGUUAGAGAUUUCACAACCAAAUACCUCCAAGAGAAUCUUGAGAACAUGGAUCAAAGUAUAUCCUUGUUCGUUAGCCACGCUUUGGAGCUUCCGUUACACUGGAGAGUACCAAGGGUAGAGACCAAGUGGUUUAUUCAAGUUUAUGAGCAGAAAAGAAAUGGCAUGAAUCCCACACUAAUUGAGUUUGCAAAGCUUGAUUUUAACAUUGUUCAGACGAUCCACCUCGAAGAUCUGAAAGACUCGUCAAAGUGGUGGAGAAACACAAGAUGGGAUCAAAAGUUGGGCUUUGCUCGAGACCGGUUGGUAGAGAAUUUUCUAUGGACGACUGGUGUUUGUUACCUGCCCCGUUUUAGUUUAGGAAGAAGAACUUUAACAAAGGUUAAUGCCAUGAUAACUACGAUUGAUGAUGUCUAUGAUGUUUAUGGUACUUUAGAGGAACUUGAAAAGUUUACAGAUAUUAUCGACAGAUGGGAUAUCAAUGCGAUUGAAGAACUCCCAGAUUAUAUGCAGAUAUGUUUCCAUGGAUUCUACAACUCCAUAAAUGAGAUCGCUUAUGAUACAUUGACGAAUGACUCAGGAUUCUUUAUCCUACCAUAUCUAAAGAAAGCUUGGGCAGAUUUAUGCAAGUCAUACAUGCAAGAAGCACUAUGGUACCAUACCGGACAUAUACCAACGCUAAAUGAGUACCUGGACAAUGCUUAUGUGUCAAUAUCCGCCCCAGUUAUACUUAUGCAUGCUAAUUUCUUAACAUCGAUUAGCUCACCCUCGGAAAUCCUACGAUACAUGAAAAUAGCUGAUAAUACCGUCCGUUACUCAUCACUGAUCUUGCGACUUGCUGAUGACUUGGGAACAUCAUCGGACGAAAUGGCAAGAGGAGACGUUCCAAAAUCCAUCCAAUGCUACAUGUAUGAGAGCGGGGCUUCCGAGGAAGAAGCUAGAUUGCAUAUAAAAAAUUUAAUCAUCAAGACAUGGAAGAAACUUAACAAAGAACGAGCCAGUGCAAAAUCUGAAUUUUCACGAGAAUUUAUCGAUUGUGCAACAAACCUUUCUAGAAUGGCUCAAUUCAUGUACUAUGAAGGAGAUGGCCAUGGUCGUCCGGAUGUAACUAAAUCUCACGUUUUAUCAUUGUUGUUUAAACCCAUAUAA